GCGAGUGCUUGCUUGGUGGAGCUUGGUCGAAUAGCUAAAGUAGAAUGCAAAAGGCAAACGUUUGCCGCAACCAACGCACAAAUCACUCGCCCGCAAUACCAAUACAAUUUCGAUAAGAAAAAAAUACAUAGUUUUCGCUACCGCAGAGCCAACUACAAAUAAACAAACAACAAACAUUCUACGAAUACAGUGAUCAACGGACACAAGGUGUUUGCCUAUUAACUUUGCAAGUAAUGCAGACAAACGAACUCAAACUAAAGUAAUUUCUAAUUUCUGAAUAUGAAUUUAACGUUAUUAUUGUUGUAAGUGCAAGGAUUAUAGCUGUGAGCGAUAUAUAAUACAUACCUACGGAUGUACACAUGUACAUAACUCUUACAUGAGGUAUAGCUUCUCCGACGGGUAUUCGAACUUGUAGUUUAUAGCGAGCACGUGGCGUUUUUUGAUGGUGGUUCAUUGGAAUAUUUAUGAUAUGAACUAGUUGCUAUAAGUGGUAUAAUAAAAAUGAAGUGAUUGAAGUGCAUAAAGUGAAAUCUAAAUCAAAUGAUAAAUAUAAAAUUAAUCGUGCAAAUAAAUUCGUGCUACAACAACAUCUUGGCAAGCUACUUGAACCAGGAUGUGGUAUUAGUUUGACUUAAUCAAGUCCAGUAGAGUCGUGCGCGCAGCCUUAAUAAUUACAUAUUCGUGGCUAUGUAUGUGCAUAUAUACACAUGUAUCGAUUAGACUACGACGAGCGUUGUAGUAGUGCGCAGUUUAGUAAUCUAUCGUUGUGCAGUCGGAAUUGGAUUGAGUUACUCGUUUUGCCGUCAAUAUAAUCGACGCCUAUCCAUGUUAAUAUACAGCGUUGGAAUUGAAAGCGACACAAGAUUUUACCUUGUUGCCUGAGAUAAUGCAUGCGAGAGCUUCCCUAUGCUCUUGAGGAAGGUGUCAGUGUCUCUUAGUCAUAGCCAUAGUUAUAUCCUUAGACAUAGUGUAUGUAGUUAACCGCCAACUAGAAGCGCAUACCUCAACAGGGCUAAUUGGAAAUAAGCCGAUUAAUUCAUCGUGUCAACGCGAUCAACGGAAUUUGUAGAUAACAAAAAGGCGAUCGCCGUUAUAUCAAAAAUGGAUAUGAAAAUGGAGUUAGUGAGUCAAUCGCAAGAUAUGAGUACCGGUUCGCCGUCAGAGGUGCCAAAUGAUCCAGGGAAAAUGUUUAUCGGCGGAUUAAGUUGGCAAACCAGCCCAGAAAGCUUACGAGACUACUUCAGCAGGUUUGGUGAUAUAUCAGAGGCUAUGGUCAUGAAAGAUCCAACGACGCGGAGAUCGAGGGGUUUCGGCUUCAUAACAUUCAGUGAUCCAGCCAGCGUAGACAAGGUUCUCACACAAGGUACUCACGAACUAGACGGUAAAAAGAUCGACCCGAAGGUAGCUUUUCCCCGCAGAGCACAUCCUAAAAUGGUGACGCGAACGAAGAAAAUUUUUGUGGGUGGGCUGUCCGCGCCCACAACACUGGAGGAUGUCAAAAGCUAUUUCGAGCAAUACGGACCGAUUGAGGACGCUAUGCUGAUGUUCGAUAAGCAGACCAAUCGGCAUCGAGGUUUUGGCUUCGUUACAUUUCAGAGUGAGGAUGUGGUAGAUAAAGUUUGUGAAAUUCAUUUCCAUGAGAUCAACAACAAAAUGGUCGAAUGCAAGAAGGCGCAACCCAAAGAAGUCAUGCUGCCGGCCAACUUGGCCAAGACGCGCGCUGCCGGUCGCUCUGCAUACGAUAACAUCAUGUGGGGACUGGGGACACUACCCGACGGAUUUCCGGCAGCCGCCUAUGCAGCCUAUGCAGCUGGACGUGGUUAUUCGGGAUAUCCAAGCUUCGGUUUGCCUUACCCUGCUGGCUUAACAAUAUGUGGAAUCGGUAGAAGUUUUGGUACCUGUAGUACCGCGGCCCAAACUGGUGGUCGCAGGCCCGGCAAUGGUAGCGGCAACACCGUUAAUACGCAACCUGCCACAGGCUACCAACAUCAAGCGGCCUUAACGCUGCCUUUAGCAACGGCGCUAACUCGUACAGCUGCAAUUAAAUCGCAAUUUUUAGGAAAUAUUAACUUUUAAUCAGACGUCUAGCACACGAAUCCUUAGUCAAGUGCUUGAAUAAGCCUAGCCUACGUUAUCGCUACCAGCCACCAGCCAGCAAUCCGAAAAUACCAGGUUAAGAUCAAUCCAAUCCGCGCAACCAGAUCGAAAAAACGAAAAUAGAAGUCUGAGCCUACCAAUCAAGCGAGGCACAAAUUCAAGUGCUCUAUCCAAUCGAUGCUAGUCGAACACUCGACCGUUAGCUUAGCGCCGUCUUAAAAACACAUACAUUCUUGGAGCGUACUCGUAUAUGCUCGAAGUAGUAGAAAAUUUUAAGCCCACAACUUACGUAACUAUUCGUAGCUUCAGCAGUUAGUUCGUAUAUAGUAGUAUAUGUGCUCGUACGUUUGUAAAUCCAUAAAUCAAGUUGAAAAUAGUCGUAGGAAUAUACUCGUUGGUAGUCGUUGUUCGUUCGUUCGUUCGUUCGCUUGUUUGUUGGCUUUUGUGAUUGAUUGUUGGUUCGUUAUUUCACUCGAAAAGUCGUCUUAGGCUAGUAAUAAAGUUUAAAAAUGCAGUUACCGAAGUAGAACUUUGAUCUUCUAGAAGUUGCGGUUGUAAACAGUCAUUUGUAUAAUCACUUAAGUCGACAGCUUUAUAGCUAUAGUCAUUUAAGAAUGUUUUACUUUAAUAACACUAAAUGAAUUGAUCUCAUAAUAAAACUGCUCACACAUAAAUACGUACAUAACCUACAAUAUGCAAUAUACACAGUAUUCAACAUACAAAAAUUCUGAAAUUCAUUUGACUAUUGAUAUUCGAACACCUAUU
Messenger RNA from Bactrocera latifrons, 2862 nucleotides. It is a transcript of the gene Rbp6, whose product is annotated as RNA-binding protein Musashi homolog Rbp6. Gene Ontology annotation, molecular function: RNA binding. NCBI's taxonomy places the organism in Eukaryota, Metazoa, Arthropoda, Insecta, Diptera, Tephritidae. The coding region runs from base 1102 to 2076 and encodes 324 amino acids. Gene Ontology annotation, cellular component: cytoplasm. The transcript has 13 exons. The record is from RefSeq and is a predicted model, not a curated record.